This is a messenger RNA of Rhagoletis pomonella (apple maggot), 3285 nucleotides long. RefSeq names its product major facilitator superfamily domain-containing protein 6-like protein A. NCBI's taxonomy places the organism in Eukaryota, Metazoa, Arthropoda, Insecta, Diptera, Tephritidae. The transcript is spliced from 9 exons. Gene Ontology annotation, cellular component: membrane. The record is from RefSeq and is a predicted model, not a curated record. Bases 839 to 2611 code for a protein of 590 amino acids.
UUGAUUUUGACAUUCGCAGCCACCUCGACGAAAAUCUCAGCUGUUCUGACAGCACCACCUUGAAUGAAUUCGCCUUGCCUUGGUCAUUGCAUUUCGUGGAAUCAAGAGAGGAUGUUGCUUAAUCCGCUUAAGUCCAUGUUAGUUUUAUAUUUAAUAAAUGUUUUUAAUAUUUUCACUAACACAUUGAACUAAACGUCACAAAGAGCGAAAGGGUUAAAAGUACGAACGAUCUGAUCUGCGCGCGUACAAUCCGGAUAAAGCAACAAGAAGGAAAUCUAAUCAGCUGUUAACGAUUGGCAUGAUUAUUAACCCUACUGUAGUAGAAAUACAUAAGUGCGAGUGCAUUCUAUAACACCGCAUUUCAACGCAACUUACUCGAUGUGAUACGACGCUUUAGUAGCUAAACAUAACGCUUAUAAUCGUUUGUCGUAAAGUGCUAGGAAAGUGCUCGCCUCAGCCAAUACAAUUAUUUUUUUUGGAGCAAUAAACCCGCGGCUAUCAGAAAUAUGAGAAUUUUUUCGCCUAGAAAGGAAUCCAGCACGAUGGAUAUGUAGCUUCGUCAAGAAUUUUUAAAGUAAUGAUUAGCGUCAUCAUAUCUACCUAUAUCCAUUUAACACGCGCACUAAUCAACCAGAAUUUAAUCACUUGUAUCAACAUUAAACAAAACAAGACAAGACAAAAACAAAACUACUUUGUUAUCAACGAUUAUUUUAGAAAAAGUUUUCAUUCACGACGGGAGCGAUUAGUUGGACGAUAUACAAGACUGUUCAUAAAUAGUAGUUAGUCACGAUUAGCGCGCAGAAAGUGCCAGUCGAGAGCGCAACGAAAUCGAGUAACCAUGUGGCCAAAAGUUGAUAAGGAGCUACUGCCUAUGAAGGCGCAUUAUUUCUUUUUUAAUGCAGGAACGGCGCCGGUAAUGCCUUUCAUGCCCACAUUGGCGCGUCAAUUAGGCUUCUCUACAGUGGUGGUAGGCACAAUGUAUGCAAUUUUGCCGAUCGUUGGCAUGUUAGCGAAACCGCUAUUUGGAUUUAUAGCAGAUCGUUAUCAACGUCAUCGAACACUUUUCCUUAUCGGCGAAGUACUCACCGCCGUGGCCUUCUUCCUCAUACAAUUUACGCCAUCCAUUCCACAAUCCUUGCCUACUGUAGAAUUUCACUGUCACGGUGGUGCAUCCGAUCUCAAAUAUUAUUCCGAAUUUGAUAAGUGCAUAGAACAGAAUCUCGAAAGUUACUAUGGCGAUCGCGUACUAACUUGCCAGCUAUACUGUCACGCUAAUCCUGAGCAAUGGGACUUCGUUUGUGACAACUGGCUACAUAACAACGGCAGUAUUACAAGUAAUGUCACUUGUCCUGAUCGCAAUAAUCCACAAUUAAACUUUACAACAUUUGUCAAUAUGAGCGAAAUUGUGAUGGCAAGUGACCAUCUGUUCUUUGUCAUACCACACGAUCAAGGUCAAAUUAAUGGGGAAAAUAUAACUUUAAAUUGUCCACGUGAACAGUCACAAUUCAAUACAAGCUGUCAGAUUGAAUGCAAUGAUAAAUAUUUCCAUAGCCAACUGGUGCAGAGUGCAGCGAUAAAGAACAGUGAUGUGACGGGCAUGUAUCAAUUUUGGUAUUUUUUUAUCAUGCUCAUUGUGAGCUGGAUUGGUAUGGCGGUGGUGGUGAGCAUCGGUGAUGCCAUAUGCUUUUCGAUAUUGGGUGAACGACAUCAUUUGUAUGGAAAUCAGCGAUUGUGCGGAUCCAUAGGUUUCGGUGUAUUUUCCAUUAUCGCUGGUGUGCUAGUAGAUAAAAUGUCUGGCGGCAGUGCUACUAAAGACUAUACAAUCGUAUUUUGGAUGACUUUGGUGAUAAUUGGCUUUGACCUGAUAUCAUCCACGAAAUUAAAGCACACACAAACCCACCUCUCACCCAACAUUCUCAAAGAUGUCGGUAAAAUGUUCCUUUCAGUACGUUGUGUGAUAUUUUUCAUUUGGUGCGUUUCGAUUGGUCUAUGCACGGCACUCGUUUGGAACUUUCUCUUUAUGCAUUUGGAUGAAUUAGGCGAAAAACUUGAAGGCUGUCAAAAUUCAAUGAAAACACUUGAGGGUAUCGCCAUGGGCAUACAAUGUUUCGGUGGUGAGCUGCCCUUUUUCUUCCUUUCUGGUUGGAUAUUAAGGAAAAUCGGUCACGUUAAUGCAAUGAGUUUGGUGCUAUUCGCAUUUGGCGUGCGUUUCAUACUCUAUUCUGUGCUGGUGAAUCCAUGGUAUGUGCUGCCUAUUGAAAUGUUGAAUGGUGUUACAUUUGGUAUCUUCUACUCAACGAUGGCGUCGUAUGCGAGUAUUGUAGCGCCACCGGGCACAGAGGCCACUAUGCAGGGCCUAGUCGGUGCAGUCUUUGAAGGUGUGGGCGUAUCAAUGGGCAGUCUCAUUGCUGGCAAUCUCUUUGCCGCUGUAAGCGGUAGCGGAACCUUCUUGAUUUUCGGAAUUUUCGCCUUCAUUGUAUUUGUUGUGCAUGUAUGUGUGCAGAUAUAUUUGCAACGCAAUGCUGUUGAUACAAAUGGAACGGUGAAAUAUUUGACGCCCAACGAUGCGAUGCAUAUGCUCAACGAACCAGAAUACAGUAUUGUCGCUUAAAAAAAGCGAUUAACAAAAAAAGAUUUCCUGCUUAUAAGUAAUCAACUGGUCUAUGGCGUGUGCCAGUUUCUCCCGGUCUAAUGUGUGCGUGCAGCAGGUCUGUAGCUGCAAUAUAUCGGCUUUGAGCACACGGCAGCUGCCUUUUCUUGCUUUGAUGUUCUAUUCUCACUAUGAGCUGUGAAUCUUUUGCGUACUUAUUAGAAGGAAAACAAAAACAACAACAAAAAACUACGUACAUAAUCUAUGGAAUUGUGGAUGUACUUAGUUAAUAGUAAAUGUGUAUGGUAUUUUUGAAAUUUCUGACAUUGUAGCAUUUGAGUGUAUUCGCGAUGAACUGUACAUUUUACAUAUCUACACAAAUAAGCAUUUAUAGUUGAUGUCAAAUUUAGCGUAAUUGUUUUGAUAGCUAUAGAUUAUUACAAAUUACGAAUUAGUAACUUGCAUGCGGUUUACGUAACGAAAGCAGUUUCGUCAAUCCACUAGAUAAAUUUUAAUAUUUCAUUUCUAUUUUAAUUUAGGUGCAAAGUAGUACGCCUGUGUGCUUUAAUAGCUAAUUAUACGUUGAGGGUAAGUCUCUAAAUACUUUGUAUUUUGGAAUUAAAUUUUAUUUUAACUACAUAUAAAAUCGCUAUAAAAUAAUAUUAUCACGCCUGUGUAGUGUAGUAAGAUAUAAC